Molecule: messenger RNA, 741 nt
Organism: Lodderomyces orthopsilosis Co 90-125
Lineage: Eukaryota; Fungi; Ascomycota; Pichiomycetes; Serinales; Debaryomycetaceae
Gene: FUR1
Product: uracil phosphoribosyltransferase
Exons: 1
Coding region: 1-741 (246 amino acids)
Source: RefSeq, a predicted model, not a curated record
AUGAUAAAAUUUCAAUUUUUCGUUUUCAAUUAUUUUCGAGAAUCUCUUAUCAGUAAAAAGCUCAUCCCACGUAUUGGCCCACAAAUGUCUGUCUCCGAAGAGGUUAACAAGAACGUGAUCUUGCUUCCACAAACAAAUCAACUAAUUGGUCUUUACAGCAUCAUUCGUGAUCAAAGUACCAAAAGAGGGGACUUUGUUUUCUAUUCCGAUCGUAUCAUUCGUCUUUUAGUUGAGGAAGGGUUGAACCAAUUACCAGUGGAAGAAUGUAUUAUUGAAUGUCAUGGAGGUCAUAAAUAUAAAGGGGCCAAGUUUUUGGGAAAAAUAUGUGGUGUUUCCAUUGUGAGAGCUGGUGAAUCUAUGGAAAUGGGCUUGAGAGACUGUUGUAGAUCGGUAAGAAUAGGUAAAAUCUUGAUACAAAGAGAUGAGGAAACUGCCUUACCUAAAUUGUUUUAUGAGAAAUUACCAGAAGAUAUUAGUGAACGGUAUGUGUUUUUAUUGGAUCCAAUGUUGGCCACUGGAGGUUCAGCAAUGAUGGCGGUCGAAGUCUUGCUUGCGAGAGGAGUGAAGAUGGAGAGAAUAUUCUUUUUAAAUUUGUUGGCAGCUCCGGAGGGAAUCAAAGCAUUCCAUGACAAGUAUCCUGAUGUAACAAUUAUAACUGGAGGAAUUGACGAAAAACUUGAUGAUGACAAGUACAUUGUUCCUGGUUUGGGGGAUUUUGGUGACAGAUACUACUGUAUAUAA